AUGGCCGAACACAACCAGCCCAGUCUAGAUGGUCCCUUUCAUUUCGUUGCCGUUCACAGUCUAGAUGAUCGAAAAGCCAAGCGUCUGGCCCGAUCGCAUGCUGUAGCACGGGGCCUUGAGAAUAAAAGAAAGCUCCAGCAAAAAUCGGGUCUUAAUUUCCACGCAGUCCAUUCGGGAGAUGAUCCUGGCCUACCACCGACCAAAACAAUACAGGACCAGACUCUCGCCAUUCCAUCAUUUCCCAUACCUGAGGGCGAGCUUGGUCCAUUCCAAAUGCUGGCUGCAGAGUCACCAAGAUUGCAAGCAUUGCUCAGUUGCCACAAGCUCCACCAUGGCACGGAGCCGGUCUUAAGCGUUUCAGACGAGCUUGUCCUCCAGGACUUUCGGUCAAUUCUACGAAAAGGGCUGGAUGAUCACGCUCUUUUGAAUGCAAUUAUGCUCACAUUUGCAUCUAUUAAUACUGCUGGUAGCAUCGAUAGAGAAUGUCUCCAGUAUAAGGUCGAGGUUUUGAGCUCCAUUCGUCAACGGAUGACUUCUUCAGAUAAAGCUACGACGGAAUCGACGCUCGGUGCUAUUUUGCUCCUCGCCGGUAUAGAGGCUCGGCUUGGAAUGCCCCGUCAGGUUCAACUUCACAUGGGGGCAAUACGUCAGCUGCUUGACAUAUGUCGAAGGAAAAGUGUCUAUUUAAGCGACGGCAUCAAACGUGCAAUCUUUUGGUCAGAUUUAAAUGCUUCGGUCAUGACUGGGUCUACUCGAGUCGUUGAUCACACAACCUUUUCCGAGCUUCAGUGGAAAAGAGAUCCUUUCGCUCCAAGUUUCUUCACUUUACCACCUGGAUUUCGACCACAGUCUCAUCUACUGGGCGAAGAUUUUGUUGAAGUGCUCAAAGAUGUCUUUGCAUUGCAAUGCAUCCGAGACUCUGCCUUCUUCGGCCAAGAGGACGUGAUAACGAUGACGCAUAUUGACAAUCACCAAGCAUCAAUUCAAUCAAGGCUAGUAAGCUUACCAACAUGUUCGCUCGUGUCAGAGUGUUGCCAUUUAGCGGCAUAUCUUUGCUCAACAAUGCUGCGAUGUAAAAUUUGGCGUACCUCAACCAUUCCCUCGCAUCUCUCGUUACAACUACUUUGCAAGGUUCAACAGACCAGCGAUGAUCUCGUGUGGAAUGAUUGGCCUGAUUUGUUAGCAUGGCUCCUACACAUUGGCGGAGCCUUUGCCCCUGAGGGGGCUAUACGCUCCGGCUACGUGGAACUGUUGCAAUCAAACCACAGAAGCAGGCUUCAAGAUCUGUAUACAUCAUGGUCCGAAUUACUUGAAAUUCUCAAGCAGUUCAUUUGGUCAGAAAAGGCAUUCAUGUCACAGGUCAAGGCAUUCUGGGAUGAAAGUCUCGUUUAG
Messenger RNA from Penicillium atrosanguineum, 1392 nucleotides. RefSeq lists its product as uncharacterized. Bases 1 to 1392 code for a protein of 463 amino acids. NCBI's taxonomy places the organism in Eukaryota, Fungi, Ascomycota, Eurotiomycetes, Eurotiales, Aspergillaceae. The transcript has 6 exons. The record is from RefSeq and is a predicted model, not a curated record.